AUGGGGAGAAGAGCUUUAUUUGCUUUAUAUUUGUUUUAUUUUCUUUCGUUCUCCAUAAAUCCAGCCUAUGCUGCCAGAGUGAAACUGGGAGAUUCUAUUCUGCGACUAGACGGCGGCCAUUCUUACCUUUGGCGCCGUCUUUUAAUUUCCGGGCCAGAAUUUGGAAAUGUAAUUGGCCCAUCAAACCUUAAGGACCGACCCAACGGUCAAAAUGAAACCUCGGUGUCCCAGGUCAUCACAUUCUUGUUCAGACGCGGCCGCGAAAACAACGAGAUUUAUUUGCAAGUGUUCAGAAUAGCGUACCUUAGACAUUUACUCUUCAGCUUCAGUGUCAAUAGGAAAUAUCUAUCUAUCUAUCUAUCUAUCUAUCUAUCUAUCUAUCUAUCUAUCUAUCUCUCUCUCUCUCUCUAUAUAUAUAUAUAUAUAUAUAUAUGUGUCUCUCUUACGUUUUUCCUUCAUUUUUUCAUUAUUUUCCUUCCAUCAUUUUUAAUCUUUUCCGUCUUUCUUUUCUAUAAAAAUCUUCCUUUUACUUACAUUCCUUUCUUUACCGUUCCCAAAGGAACGUUUCAUUCUUCCCCAUUUCCUUCCCUAAAAACGUUUUCCUUCACUCAUUCAUUAUUUUCCUUCCAUCAUUCUUUCUUUUUAUUCCUUCUUUUUCUCCUACUCGAAAAUCCUUUUCUACUUUUUUAUUUUUCUUUUACCGUUUCCUUCCAACGUUUCAUUCUUCCCCAUUUCCUUCCCUCUCACGUUUUCCUUCACUCAUUCAUUAUUUUCCUUCCAUCAUUCUUUCUUUUAUUCCUUCUUUUCUCCUACUCGAUCUUCCUUUCUACUUAUAUUUUUUCCAGCCGUUUCCUUCAACAUUUCAUUCUUCCCCAUUUCCUUCCUCUGAUGUUUUCCUUCAAUAACAUUCAUUAUUUUCCUUCCAUCAUUCUUUCUUUUAUUCCUUCUUUUCUCCUACUCGAUCUUCCUUUCUACUUAUAUUUUUUCUUCACCGUUUCCUUCCAACGUUUCAUUCUUCCCCAUUUCCUUCCCUCUCACGUUUUCCUUCACUCAUUCAUUAUUUUACUUCUAUCAUUCUUUCUUUUAUUCCUUCUUUUCUCCUUUUGUUGUUAUUUUUUUCUUUUAAUGUUACCUUCCCAUUUACUCGCCAUCUUUCCAUUCCUUUUUCCCUUUUCUCCUUCAGUUUUUUUUUUCUUUUUGGACUUCUAUUCUUCCCUCACACAUUUUCUGUUUCUGCCUUCCAACGAAAUUCAUUUUGGCCAUUCGACAAUACAUUUUCCUCAUUUAAUUCAGCCAGCCUGUUUAUAUGGAAUCGGGUGGGUAGGGACCUGUGUAACGGAGGUUUCGGGGUCCCGGGUGUGGGCUACGUCGAUGACACAGCAUCCGACCAUAGACUGGCGUCAGUACCAUUUAGCCGACUCCUGGAAGUGA
Molecule: messenger RNA, 1431 nt
Organism: Acanthosepion pharaonis
Lineage: Eukaryota; Metazoa; Mollusca; Cephalopoda; Sepiida; Sepiidae
Source: the annotation of a GenBank genome assembly